Molecule: messenger RNA, 9033 nt
Organism: Coregonus sp. 'balchen'
Lineage: Eukaryota; Metazoa; Chordata; Actinopteri; Salmoniformes; Salmonidae
Source: the annotation of a GenBank genome assembly
UAUUUCUAUUUCUUGUGUGUUUUUGUUCUAUUUUAUAGUGCUAUAUAUUGAUGUUGAUUACUGCAUUGUUGGGAAAAGAGUUUGCAAGAAAGGCAUUUCACUGUACUCGUGCACGCGACAAUAAAACGUCAAACGUUAAUCUGCCUCUUUUCUUGCGGCAGGAGCCCAGCGAUAGAUGAACCAUGGUUGAUCCACUGGAGAACGGCUUGUUUGACAUUCCUGACAAUGACAACAUGGAUGAGACCUUCCCUCCUCUCCCUCCUCCCUUCUCACCAGGAGAGGGAGGAGAUCCCUUUACAGGUGAGGACAAUGACAACUAUAGCUCACAGUACCUAGCCUGCUUCCAGAUCUGGUUGUGCUGUUUUUGCAAACUGCUAUGGGUUGCUUGUCAUGCUUAUGAUCUGGGACCAGGCUACACACAAUACCCAACACAAACCUGUUGGCGGACUCUGUGAUAUGACAUCAUCACUAUAUACACAGCUGGGAGACUUGCUGCUUACAGACAAUCAAUGACAAUAUAUAAUGGGUAGAUAUGGUUUCCAUUGAUCUCAUGAUGGUUGUUCAGGGGAGGGCGACGGAGAGAUCUCCAAGUUGGCUGAAGUCCCUGCUGCCAAGAGGAGAGGCGUCAAGAGACCACAGCCUAAACUGGACUCUCAGAGGUAGGUGCGUAUUAGCCUGGAGGCCUGACCGUUGAAUUGUAUUGUAUUCCACGUCGGGCAUAAAUUAACGUUUGGAUCAGGAACGUUUCCUCUCACAACCUCUACAAGCCAGAAUGUUGAAUAAAAUGAUAUUGUCACAUACUUUACCGGUUGUCCGUGUGGUUAGAAACGUGAGACAAUAUAUCCACAGGAAAGUAUAAUUACGGCAACUUUUGGAAGCGCUGGUAGUGCGUUCAUAUUUCUAUCACCCGACGCAUGCGCAGAACCAUGUGAUCAGGUGCACCAGCUUGGCUAGUAUGCAUGUUUUCAUCUUGUGCGCUUGCUUCAGGUGAUAGAAAUAUGAAAGCCCAACCAGCGCUUUGAAAAGUUGUGUAAUUAUACUUUCCUGUGGAUAUAUUGAGUACGGUUACAUGCACACAAUAAUGUGAUUUAUUGUGGAUAGUCAGAUUAAUAUAAUAGUUUGAUUUUUAAAACGUUUACAUGCUUUUGUCAAAAAUAAUGAUUCCCCUAAUAAUCCUGUUUUUUAAAUGGACACAUCUGAAAUCAGGCUACCUGAUAGCACUCUGAUAAAUGCAGAAAAUCAUCAAUCAAAAUAAACGUUCUAUCACAGUCAACAUGUUAUUUUUGGGAAGCAUAUUUGAUUCUGAGUUCGGACGUGUAAAGUUUGUAUGUGAAAACUAUUUCCAAGACCCAUACAUUCAGUUGUUCCUAACUUACUUAACUCGUGCUAAAGAGGGAGGCUCGGUCGGCUGGUGCCAACACAUGCCCAGAUAAAAAACACAACUGGAAUGUUGAUUAAGGUGUUUACAUGUCCUAAUAAUUCCAACGAUUGCUCAGAAAACCUGGUGUUUUAAUUGGCGUAUGCUUACUUUGAUUAUGACCGUACACCGAUUUUAAGAUAAACAGAGUAAGGUGUUUACAUUACUAAUACCAUACUCUAUCUUCUGCCAUAAUCAGUUUAAUAUCGACUUAUUUGUGUGCAUGUAAACAUACUCAUUGCCUCACAUUCCUACCUGCAGAAGGACCAAGCACACGGACAACCGGUAAAGUAAGUUAAAAUAUAAUUAUAUUCAACAUUAUAGCUUGUAGAGGUCGUGAGAGAGAACCUUCCUAAUCCAAACGCUCAUUUAUGCCGGAUGUGAAAUUCAAUGUCUGGUUUCUAGGCUGUGUGGGUGUGUUGUGUGACUGUGUUCAGAGAGUGAUUGGUAACUCUUGGUCCAACUAACCAUGGCAAAACCCCCCUCAGUUAGGCAUGAGAUUUGUCCAUAUGGGAGAAAAGUCACAUCAUAGAAAGUUAGAUUCAUAUGAAAUAUAAUUGUUGCAUAUUGUCCCUGUUCUGUAACAAUCAAAGGAGUUUGUAAAAAAAAACUGCAAGCUUUUGAUGAUCAAAUCAUUGUUGGAUUCUCUUUGUCUUGGCAGCAACAUUGCAGAGCUGUUUGAUGCUUGAAGUUCAAUAGCCAGUGUUUUUGUUAACAUGUUUUACUCCAGGCUGACAUCAGAAAGAGGACUUCCGGCUCUUCGCACCCUGUUUGACAACGUUCAUUUCAAAGGCAAAGGACACGAGGUAAAGCUAACAGCAGAUUCAAGUAUUGUCUGUUGAGCAGAUGGUAUGUUUUGCCUAUUUUAUUUUUUACUCAAAGUGAAAGGCAUCGAUUGCCAAAAGGUUACCCAGGUAACUCCCACAGUAGCUAAAGGGUGUGUUUUUGUGUGUGUUUUCCACCAGGCUGAGGACUUGCGGGUGCUGAUGCAGAGGAUGGAGAACUGGGCUCACAGGCUGUACCCCAAACUACAGUUUGAAGACUUCAUAGACAAACUGGAGACACUAGGCAGCAAGAAAGAAGUCCAGGUCAGACUGAUACACCCUCGUUGUUAUAAUCAACAUCCAGGUCAGACUGAUACACCCUCGUUGUUAUAAUCAACAUCCAGGUCAGACUGAUACACCCUCGUUGUUAUAAUCAACAUCCAGGUCAGACUGAUACACCCUCGUUGUUAUAAUCAACAUCCAGGUCAGACUGAUACACCCUCGUUGUUAUAAUCAACAUCCAGGUCAGACUGAUACACCCUCGUUGUUAUAAUCAACAUCCAGGUCAGAAUCAGACUGAUACACCCUCGUUGUUAUAAUCAACAUCCAGGUCAGACUGAUACACCCUCGUUGUUAUAAUCAACAUCCAGGUCAGACUGAUACACCCUCGUUGUUAUAAUCAACAUCCAGGUCAGACUGAUACACCCUCGUUGUUAUAAUCAACAUCCAGGUCAGACUGAUACACCCUCGUUGUUAUAAUCAACAUCCAGGUCAGACUGAUACACCCUCGUUGUUAUAAUCAACAUCCAGGUCAGACUGAUACACCCUCGUUGUUAUAAUCAACAUCCAGGUCAGACUGAUACACCCUCGUUGUUAUAAUCAACAUCCAGGUCAGACUGAUACACCCUCGUUGUUAUAAUCAACAUCCAGGUCAGACUGAUACACCCUCGUUGUUAUAAUCAACAUCCAGGUCAGACUGAUACACCCUCGUUGUUAUAAUCAACAUCCAGGUCAGACUGAUACACCCUCGUUGUUAUAAUCAAUAUCCAGGUCAGACUGAUACACCCUCGUUGUUAUAAUCAACAUCCAGGUCAGACUGAUACACCUCGUUGUUAUAAUCAACAUCCAGGUCAGACUGAUACACCCUCGUUGUUAUAAUCAACAUCCAGGUCAGACUGAUACACCCUCGUUGUUAUAAUCAACAUCCAGGUCAGACUGAUACUCCCUCGUUGUUAUAAUCAACAUCCAGGUCAGACUGAUACUCCCUCGUUGUUAUAAUCAACAUCCAGGUCAGACUGAUACACCCUCGUUGUUAUAAUCAAUAUCCUGAAGUGUGGUGGAGUCAGCAUGAAUGUAGGGUGGAAGUAGUAAGUAUGAUCAUCUGAAUUCUUGCUUUAUUUCUCAGACCUGUCUCAAGCGAAUACGGUUGGACAUGCCGUUAAUACAUGAAGACUUCAUAGGCAACGAUGGUAAGAAGAAAAUGUCACUAACUACAUUAGUGUUAGAAAAUAGUAGUAGUAGUAGUGUCUAGGGUAUAGAUAUGAGACAGCCCCAGAUUAAUAGUAGUAGUAGUAGUAGUGUCUAGGGUAUAGAUAUGAUGUAGUAUAGAGUGUAGGUAUGUUGAGUAGUAGUAGUAGUGUCUAGGGUAUAGAUAUGAUGUAGUAGUAGUAGUAGUGUCUAGGGGUAGAUAUGAUGUAGUAGUAGUAGUAGUGUCUAGGGGGUAGAUAUGAUGUAGUAGUAGUAGUAGUGUCUAGGGGUAGAUAUGAUGUAGUAGUAGUAGUGUCUAGGGUAUAUGAGUAGGUAGUAGUGCUAGGUGAUUGAGUAGUAGUAGUUAGUAAGUGUCUAGGGGGUAGAAUGAUGUAGUAUAGUUAGUAGGUAGAUAGUAGUAGUAGUGUCUAGGGUAUAGAUAUGAUGUAGUAGUAGUAGUAGUGUCUAGGGUUAGAUAUGAUGUAGUAGUAGUGUCUAGGGUAUAGAUAUGAUGUAGUAGUAGUAGUAGUGUCUAGGGUAUAGAUAUGAUGUGUAGUAGUAGUAGUGUCUAGGGUAUAGAUAUGAUGUAGUAGUAGUAGGAGUGUCUAGGGGUAGAUAUGAUGUAGUAGUAGUGUCUAGGGGUAGAUAUGAUGUAGUAGUAGUGUCUAGGGGUAGAUAUGAUGUAGUAGUAGUAGUUGUAGUGUCUAGGGGGUUGAUAUGAUGUAGUAGUAGUGUUAGGUAGUUGAUGUAGUGUAGUAGGGUUAGGUAGAUAUGAUGUAGUAGUAGUAGUAGUGUCUAGGGUAGAAUAUGAUAGUAGUAGUAGUGUCUAGGGGUAGAUAUGAUGUAGUAGUAGUAGUAGGUCUAGGGGUAUAGAUAUGAUGUAGUAGUAGUAGUGUCUAGGGGGUAGAUAUGAUGUAGUAGUAGUAGUAGUGUCUAGGAGAUAUGAUGUAGUAGUAUGUUAGGUGAUGAUGUAGUAGUAGUAGUGGUCUAGGGUAAUAAUGAUAUAUGUGUAGUAGUAGUAGUAGUAUUGUCUAGGGUAAUAGAUAAUGUAGUAGUCAGGUAGAUUAUGUUAGUAUGUCUAGGGUAUAGAUAUGAUUAGUAGUAGUAGUAGUAGUGUCUAGGGUGAUAGAUAGUGAAUGUAGGUAGUAGUAGUAGUUAGUAGUAGUGUUAGGGUGAGAUAUGAUGUAGUAGUGAGUAGUAGUGUCUAGGGUAGUAUGAUGUAGUAGGGUCUAGGGUAUAGAUAUGAUGUAGUAGUAGUGUAGUGUCUAGGGUAUAUAUGAUAGAGUGUCAGUAGAUAGUAGUAGUAUGUCUAGGGUUAGAUAUGAUGUAGUAGUAGUAGUAGUGUCUAGGGUAAAGUAGAUGUAUGAGUGUCUGGAUAGAUAGUAGUAGUAGUAGUGUCUAGGGUAGAUAUGAUGUAGUAGUAGUAGUAGUAGUGUCUAGGGUAUAGAUAUGAUGUAGUAGUAGUAGUGUCUAGGGUAUAGAUAUGAUGUAGUAGUAGUAGUAGUGUCUAGGGUAUAGAUAUGAUGUAGUAGUAGUAGUAGUGUCUAGGGUAAUAGGAUGUAUGAUGUAGUUAGUUAGAUGUAGUAGUGUCUAGGUAUGAUAUGAUGUAGUAGUGUAGUUAGUGUCUAGGGUAUAGUAGUAAUGUCGUAGUAGAUAUGUGUCUAGGGUAUGAUAUGAUGUAGUAGUAGUAGUAGUGUCUAGGGUAUAGAUAUGAUGUAGUAGUAGUAGUAGUAGUGUCUAGGGUAUAGAUAUGAUGUAGUAGUAGUGUCUAGGGUAUAGAUAUGAUGUAGUAGUAGUAGGUAGUGGUAGGGUCUAGGGUAUAGAUAUGAUGUAGUAGUAGUAGUAGUGUCUAGGGUAUAGAAUGAUUGAUGUAGUAGUGUAGUAGUAGAUGUAGGUGUCUAGGGUAUAGAUAUGAUGUAGUAGUAGUAGUGUAGGGUUAGGGGUAUAGAUAUGAUGUGUAGUAGUAGUAGUAGUGUCUAGGGGGUAGAUAUGAUGUAGUAGUAGUAUAGUGUCUAGGGGUAGAUAUGAUGUAGUAGUAGUGUCUAGAGUGAGGUUAGAUAUGAGGUAGAUAUGUAGUAGUAUAGUAAGGUCGGGUAUAGAUAUGAUGUAGUGAUAGUAGUGUCUAGGGUAUAGAUAUGUAGUGUAGGUAGUAGUUAGUGUCUAGGUAUGAAGAUUAGGAUGUGGAUAGUAGUAGUAGUCUAGGUUGAUAUGAUGUAGUAGUAGUAGUAGUAGUUCUAGGUAGAUAGUAGUAGUAGUAGUAGUCUAGGGUUAGUGAUAGUAUGUAUAUAGUAGUAGUAGUAUAGUGUCUAGGGUAAUAGAUAUGAGUAGUAGUAGUAGUAGUGUCUAGGGGUAUAGAUAUGAUGUUAGUAGUAGUAGUGUCUAGGGUAUAGAUAGUGAUGAGUAGUAUAGUAGUGCUAGGGUAUAGAUAUGAUUGUAGUAGUAUGAGUAGUAAGUGUCUAGGGAUAGAUAUGAUAGUGUAGUAGUAGUAGUGUCUAGGGUAUGAUAUGAUGUAUGUAGUAGAGUGUCUAGGGUAUGAUAUGUAGUAGUAUGUUAGUAGAUAGUUAGUAUAGUAUGAGUAGUAGUAGUGUUAGUGUCUAGGGUGUAUAGUAUGUAGUAGUAGUGUCUAGGGUAUAGAUAUGAUAGUAGUAGUAGUAGUGUCUAGGGUAGAUAUGAUGUAGUAGUAUGUUAUAGUUAGUAGUGUUAGGGUUAGUAGAUAUGAUGUAGUAGUAGUAGGUAUUAUAUGUCUGAGGGUAGUAGUAGAAGUAGUGUCUAGGUUAUAGAUGAGUAGUAGUAGUAGUGUCUAGGUAUAGAUAUGAUGUAGUAGUAGUGUCUAGUGUAUACUAUGAUGGUUAGUAGUAGUAUGUAUGUCAGGUAUGAUGAUGUAGUAUAGUAGUAGUGUCUAGGGUAUAGAUAUGAGUAGUAGUAGUUUAGGAUAGUGAGUAGUAGUAGUUGUCAGGGUAUAGAUUAUUAUGAGUAGUAGUAGUGUAGGUCUAGGUUAGAUAUGAUGUAGUAGUAGUAGUGUCUAGGGUUAGAUAUGGAUUAGAGUCAGGUAGAUAGUGUAGAGUAGUAGUGUCUAGGGUAGAUAUGAUGUAGUAGUAGUAGUUAGUGUAUAAAGGGUAGUAUUCAGGUAUAAUAUAGUAUAGUAUUAGUCUGGUGAUAGUUAGUUGUCAGGGUAUAUAUGAUGUAGUAUAGUGUCUAGGGUAUGAUAUGAUGUAGUAGUGUCUAGAGAUAUAGUAUAAGUGGUUCAGGUAAUAGAUGUAUGUAGAGUGUCAGGUAAUAUGUGAGAGUAGUAGGUGCUAGGGUAGAUAUAGUAUUGUCUAGUUGAUUAGUUAUAGUGUCAGGUAUGAUUGAUGUAUAGUAGUAGAGUAGUGUCUAGGGUAGAUAGGUAGUAGUGUGAUUCUAGUAUGAUAUGAAGUAGUAGUGUCUAGUAGAUGAGUAGUAGUGUGUCAGUUAGAUUAUGUAUGAGUUCGGUAUAGUAGAUGUCAGAUGAUGAUCAGGUACUAGAGUGGAGAGGGUCUGUAAGAUGAUUGUAGUUGGUUGAUAGUCAGUAGGUAGGUGUAUAUUUUCAGGUGAUGAGAGAGACGAGUAUAGGUCGUAAGAUGAGGUAGAGCAUAGAGUGGCUUAAGCGGAUAAUAGUUUUAGUUGUGAGGACGCGAUAAAAGUUGAUGUAACAGAGUAUUAGGGAGGAUAAUGACUCUGUCCAGGGGUAGAUAUGAUAUUCGGGAGGACUCAUAUUCCAGUCCAGGAGUACGUAUGAGAGUGGUCGUAUCAGACUGGGGUGGCCAUAGUCUUCGAGCGGUCGUCAAAGUAGGUGUCGUAUACAUAGUUUCUAGCUGGUAUUGACAGAGUAGAGCAUAGACGAAGUUAGGGGACGCUAGAAGUGUAUCUAGCGUAGGCAAAUAUAUAUAGUGUUGGGAUCUUAUAGUCGGAUCUUAUAUAUGUAUUUGGGUGCUGUGUAUAUGUGUGGUAGUCUAUACUGACGGGCUAACCUCAUGCUCCCAGUGACAGCAUCUACUCAGUCCCAGAUACCUCCAGUCCAGAGGACCGUAUAGAUAUUACUGUAGUAGUGGUCUGGGUACUAGAUAUAUUAGUAGUAGAUUUGUAUUGAUUUCUAUCAUGUCAUACUGAAUUUCUAGCAGUCAUGAACUGAAUUGUACCACUGAUUUACAAAAUGAGAUUUGGGAUUCAGCAUUAUAACUGACCCAUCUCCAUUGGUCCAGGUGGGAUUCAGCGUUAUAACUGACCCAUCUCCAUUGGUCCAGGUGGGAUUCAGCGUUAUAACUGACCCAUCUCCAUUGAUCCAGGUGAGGACGACGCAGUGGCAUCGAGUGACGGACGUGUCGUCAACCAUGACGACCCAGAACCGUUUGGAGACGGGGGUUUCGCUGAAAACCCCCCAGGACCGGCCCCCUCCCAGUUCCUCUCCUCUCAGGCUGGUCCGGUCCACUCCACCCCAGCCCCCUCCCAGUUCCUCUCCUCUCAGGCUGGUCCGGUCCACUCCACCCCAGCCCCCUCCCAGUUCCUCUCCUCUCAGGCUGGUCCGGUCCACUCCACCCCAGCCCCCUCCCUGACAGAGGAGCAGCAGAGACGUAUAGAACUGAACAAACAGCUAGCCUUAGAGAGGAGACUGGCCCGCGUGCAGCAACACACAGGUCAGACACUACAUCACACUUAGGCGGACAUUUUUGACAGUGCCAAAAAAAAUCUAAACUACCUGAGAUUGAGCAUGUUGGUGGGGAUCGUCCUGAUCAAGGUGCUGGGCACAAUCACUAAUCUUGAUCACAUGACUAGUUAUUUGGGAUGCUAGCUGUGUAGAUCAGUGAUUGUGCGCUGAGCCUCUCAAUCACGCUGACUAACUUCAUGUGCUGCAUUGUUGACAAUCCAAUAGAUACAUUUCCAUUUUACCCUUGAUGGAGGACAAUAAGGUUUUUCCCUCCCUCUCUCAGGUGGCUCCCAGGAGAUGACCUCCAGCCAGUCAGCAGACGGACCCUCUACCUCCCAGUCCCAGGAGAUGACCUCCAGCCAGUCAGCAGACGGACCCUCUACCUCCCAGUCCCAGGAAAUGACCUCCAGCCAGUCAGCAGACGGACCCUCUACCUCCCAGUCCACAGCAGAGACCUCCAGCCAGUCACAGACGGACCCCAGCCCAGUCCAGAGCAUGCCUCAGCCACCCAGGACAGACUCUACAACAGGUGACCCCAGCUAGAGACGGACCCUCCUCUCCUCCCGGUGACCUCCAGCCGUCAGCAGACGGACCUCCACAGCUCCGCCCUCUCACACCCCUUCCCAGCCAGCAGAGCAGGACGGAGGAUGAGACCGGACCAGGACCCGGCCGAGCAGGCAGACCACCCAGGACAGAGCUCUAAACACGGCUCCCCUGUGAGC